ACCCAACAUGCAAUUACCCAAAUCAAAUUUAUUUCCUUUUUCUACAAUUUCACUGUUUUAGAAUGUUCAAGCAAAAACCCAAGAGAAAUUUUGCAUUUUGAAUCGGAUUGUUAAAUGGGUUUCCCCUAAAUCCUGCAAAAGAUUUGCAUUUAGAAGCCUGUAGCUACAUGGGGUUCUUGUAAAUUCUGCAAAUUUUCUUCAAAAUGGUGAAGAAGGGCGGGUGAAAGAUGAAUGUUGACUCUAUACUUUAAAAGGGGUCCAAGAAUUACUGUAGGGAGACUAGCAGAGCUGGUGGGUUUGUGUGGGGAAGGGUCACAGCAGCUACUCAGUUAGGAUCUGAGUAAGAAAACAGAGGAAUAAAUUUAACAGGCAGUGGUGCGAAUGGAAUCCAAAGGGAGAGAGAGAAACAGGGGAUGGAAGCAUAUGGGGGAUUGUGCGUAAGGGUGUGCUGUGUGAAUGUGAUUCGUAGAAAGCUAAUCUUUUUACAUCUGCUUCUGCGUGGAGGGAUUGGUGGAAGCUGGUUUUUUUGAUCUCAUCAGAAACAGAAGCCCCAAUGUCACAUUUUGCAUUUGCAUCUUUAUCCACUACACACAGCACAGGUCUUUCCCUCUUCUCUUUCUCCUUCUCCUUCUCUUUCUCUUUCAUGCAUCUUAUUAAAUGACAUUAUUUCACGUCUUUAUAUUUAUGGUUGAAUUUUAUCCUGAAUGUCUGACUGUUCAGAUGCAAGUAGGAUAGGGGUUAUGCAUGUUCACAUUUUUGCUUCUGCUAGGUUUAUACUCUUUCUGCUGAUUUGGGGAUAAGGGUUUUGUUGAAUAGUAUAAUAUAAGUUUCACUGAUGAAACAGUUUUGACUUACAUACUAUUCAUAUUUUGUAUGUUAAAAUAUAUGAUCAUCAUUAAAUGCCAAAAACAAGAAUUAUUAAUCAUUGAAACCAAAUCUCUUUGCAAGCCUUCUUUUCUUUUCCUGAUUGAUCCGAAGCUUUUUAAUUUUGUCUUUUAUUGGCCAUCAAGCUUUUUAAUUUAACUAAAUCAGUAUGGGUGAUAGCUUAGUCGUUUCCUGUUCUAGUUACCUCAUAGCCAAGUAGACAGAUUUGGCUUAGGAAAAUGAUAUAUGUCUCAAAUCAACAUUCAAGAAGAGUUUCUAAUUUGUGGGGAUUGUUUAACAAGUAUAGUUUCCCUCUAUAGACCCCAGCGUUCAUGCUUGUGAUCAAACAGUGUCAGCUUCAAAUUUAGGUAUACAAAAUAUAUUGCAGUGUUAGGUCGUAGAAAUUGUUGAUUUCUUUAUUAAAUUAACAGAAGAGGUAACAAUUUGUCCUCUGGGUUUCAUUUUCACUGUUGUUGCUGGCCGAAACUCUGCUUAACGCCACAGAAGCCGCCUCUGGCACUGUCACCUCUAAUUGAUUAAGAAGUAAAAAGGUUAAGAGUGAAAAUGGCAGCAACAACAACUGGGAUAUAGAUACGGUAUUAUUAGUGGGGAAAAGAUGGUAUGGAGGGUUUCUGUCUUUAGCAUGUUGUGGAAGGCCUUUACAAAGACGGUCCAAAUUCUUUGUUCAAUCAACAGAAAGACUCAAAUCAUGUAGAACAGUUUUGUUUUAAAUGGAAAGAUUGGGAAUUUCCUCUUCUAUCCUAAAUCAAGGAAAGAAAAGGGAUGGCUUAGU
This is a messenger RNA of Rubroshorea leprosula, 1657 nucleotides long. The record is from the annotation of a GenBank genome assembly. NCBI's taxonomy places the organism in Eukaryota, Viridiplantae, Streptophyta, Magnoliopsida, Malvales, Dipterocarpaceae.